AGCUGUUUUGGGUUUGAAAUUCCAACAUGGCAGAGGCUGCAGUCCGUCUUCCCUUCAAAAACUUGGAAUGAUUUCAAAUCAUAGGCACCUUCACUUAACCCUAGCUUCCAUUCAUCAGCAAACACAUCGGAUCGAUGCUACGCUAACCUAUCGGGUUCUCUCUCCGCGCGUUCAGGUUAAAUGAAUACCUGACGAAAGGGCCCACGUUUCAAGGCAGUGACAUUUGAUAGCUGAGAGGAAAAGUGGCUUUAAUGAAAAGCAACCUUUGGAAUUCCUGCUUGUGAGAAAUCCAAUUCAGCUUUUUGUGCUGCCAGCAAGAAAUGAUCAGUAGCACCAGUGUUUAUGGCUUGAAGAUGCAGUGGACGCCAGAGCAUGCCCAGUGGCCAGAACAGCACUUUGACAUCACCUCAACCACUCGGUCUCCUGCCCACAAAGUUGAAGCCUACAGAGGUCAUUUGCAGCGCACCUAUCAGUACGCCUGGGCGAAUGAUGACAUAUCUGCUCUGACUGCAUCCAACCUACUAAAAAAAUAUGCAGAGAAGUAUUCCGGCAUUUUGGAAGGUCCUGUGGACCGACCCGUACUCAGCAACUAUUCAGACGCACCAUCAGGACUAGUGAACGGUCGGAAAAAUGACAGUGAACCCUGGCAGCCUUCCUUGAAUUCAGAAGCAGUUUAUCCCAUGAACUGUGUUCCGGAUGUUAUCACUGCCGGCAAAGCUGGAGUCAGUUCAGCCCUCCCUCCAACAGAUGUCUCUGCGAGUAUAGGGAGCUCUCCUGGGGUAGCCAGCAACCUGACAGAACCUAGUUAUUCAAGUAGUACCUGUGGAAGCCACACUGCACCCAGUCUUCAUGCAGGGCUCCCAUCUCAGGAAUAUGCCCCAGGAUACAACGGAUCAUAUUUGCAUUCUACUUACAGUAGUCAGCCAGCACCUGCACUUCCUUCACCUCAUCCGUCUCCUUUGCAUAGUUCUGGGCUCCUACAGCCCCCGCCACCACCUCCUCCGCCACCAGCCUUGGUCCCAGGCUACAAUGGGACUUCUAACCUCUCCAGUUACAGCUAUCCGUCUGCUAGCUAUCCUCCUCAGACUGCUGUGGGGUCUGGGUACAGCCCGGGGGGGGCACCGCCUCCACCUUCAGCGUACCUGCCUUCAGGAAUUCCUGCUCCCACUCCCCUCCCCCCCACCACUGUUCCUGGCUACACCUACCAGGGCCAUGGUUUGACGCCUAUUGCACCGUCGGCUCUGACAAACAGUUCAGCAAGUUCUCUCAAAAGGAAAGCUUUCUAUAUGGCAGGGCAAGGAGAUAUGGACUCCAGUUAUGGAAAUUACAGCUAUGGCCAACAGAGAUCUACACAGAGUCCUAUGUACAGAAUGCCCGACAACAGCAUUUCAAACACAAAUCGGGGGAAUGGCUUUGACAGAAGUGCUGAAACAUCAUCCUUAGCAUUUAAGCCAACGAAGCAGCUAAUGUCCUCUGAACAGCAAAGGAAAUUCAGCAGCCAGUCCAGUAGGGCUCUGACCCCUCCUUCCUACAGUACUGCUAAAAAUUCAUUGGCAUCAAGAUCCAGUGAAUCCUUUGGGAAGUACACAUCGCCAGUAAUGAGUGAGCAUGGGGACGAGCACAGGCAGCUCCUCUCUCACCCAAUGCAAGGCCCUGGACUCCGUGCAGCUACCUCAUCCAACCACUCUGUGGACGAGCAACUGAAGAAUACUGACACGCACCUCAUCGACCUGGUAACCAAUGAGAUUAUCACCCAAGGACCUCCAGUGGACUGGAAUGACAUUGCUGGUCUCGACCUGGUGAAGGCUGUCAUUAAAGAGGAGGUUUUAUGGCCAGUGUUGAGGUCAGACGCAUUCAGUGGACUGACGGCCUUACCUCGGAGCAUCCUUUUAUUUGGACCUCGGGGGACAGGCAAAACAUUAUUGGGCAGAUGCAUCGCUAGUCAGCUGGGGGCCACAUUUUUCAAAAUUGCCGGUUCUGGACUAGUUGCCAAGUGGUUAGGGGAAGCAGAGAAAAUUAUCCAUGCCUCUUUUCUUGUGGCCAGGUGUCGCCAGCCCUCGGUGAUUUUUGUUAGUGACAUUGACAUGCUUCUCUCCUCUCAAGUGAAUGAGGAACACAGUCCAGUGAGUCGGAUGAGAACCGAAUUUCUGAUGCAACUGGACACUGUACUAACUUCGGCUGAGGACCAAAUCGUAGUAAUUUGUGCCACCAGUAAACCAGAAGAAAUAGAUGAAUCCCUUCGGAGGUACUUCAUGAAACGACUUUUAAUCCCACUUCCUGACAGCACAGCGAGGCACCAGAUAAUAGUACAACUGCUCUCACAGCACAAUUACUGUCUCAAUGACAAGGAGUUUGCACUGCUUGUCCAGCGCACAGAAGGCUUUUCUGGACUAGACGUGGCUCAUUUGUGUCAGGAAGCAGUGGUGGGCCCCCUCCAUGCCAUGCCAGCCACAGACCUUUCAGCCAUUAUGCCCAGCCAGUUGAGGCCCGUUACAUAUCAAGACUUUGAAAAUGCUUUCUGCAAGAUUCAGCCUAGCAUAUCUCAAAAGGAGCUUGAUAUGUAUGUUGAAUGGAACAAAAUGUUUGGUUGCAGUCAGUGAUAACUUCUUUAGAAAAAAAAAAAUGUAAUGAAUGUUGGCACACACACAUAAAACCUGCUACAUAGGGAAUAGAGCCCCUUUCCAGUAGUGUUUAAAUUGCAAAGGGUACUGGGGAAGAUGACGAUUAAGUUGCAUCUUUAGAGUCAGGGUAGAUUUGGAGGAAAAGUGCAUCAAAUGAGAGCUUCUGAUUUGAAAGCCCCAGAUGACAGAAAGUAUAUGUGGAUGCUCAGUUCUGUUCAAGCUAGACAACACUCACCAAGGAGCAAGGUGCAAGUGUGUUGAUUUCAGAAGGACAUGAACCUCGUGUGUUGAUUCCAUUCUGCUGUUCUCGAGAUUUAGUUGCUGUCAAGUGCCUGGAGUGGUGCUUUAUUUUUUUGUUUGCCUCACAAUUACAUUGGUGGCAUGUGCUAAUAUAAAGAGCUUUAACUUCAAACAUUAUUGGACUAAAGAGAUGAACAGUUGUGUUAUGACAGAAAACCAGAUUUUUGCCAUUUUAAGAGCAACAGUAUUCCUCAAUCCUGUCUGUUCUGCAGUAUUAAGCUAAGAACAGGUAAAACAGGGUAACGGUAAUCUGGACCUUAAUUUCUGCAGUUCAUUUCUUUUAAUGUUCUUGUCUGCAAAAACUCAGGAAAGUGAUUGUGAUUUGUACAGUACCUCAAAGGAAUGUGUUGAAAGCACUAUGUACUGCUGAGAGUAAUAGGAUAGGCUUCAAUGUUACUUUAUAUUAAAAUGUAUGUUUACCUCAACAAUUGGAAAAUAGCAAGGAAAAUUACUUUGAAUGUAUCCAGAAAAAUACUGAAGUGUGAUACAACUGAAUAUUUACAGUUUAAAGUAGAAAUGGAAGGAUUUUUUUUAAGUUCUUUUACUAAUUAUGGGGAAUUAACCAGAGCAGAAUAAUUCUUUAUGUCAAUAACUGCAAGAGUUCUUAGUACAUUGCUCCUUGAUAAUUAAGUGAAAAUGUUCUUAAAAGGUACACUGGUUAAUUGAAAGCUACUUACUCAGUUUGUGUUAGUGUCUAGACCUGUCAGCCACAAGACCUGUUUAGGACCCUGAAAGUCACAGUACCUAAAAACUAUGACUGCCUUUUUAUUGCAUAGGUGGUAGUGGUGGUGAUGGUGGUGGUAGUUUGCAAGUUCUCUCUUAAAACUGCUGGGAAUGGUGUCAUUCUAUUCACUAAUCUAGCUUAUAGACUUGCCGUGCUAUUUGAUAGAAUGCAGAGGAUAGCAACCAAAACAAACACACAAAUAAAUAGAAACAAAAACCAACCAACCAAUUUACAUACAUACAUACAUAUAUAUAUAUAUAUAUCUCCACACAAAACCUCUCCAUCUCCUCCCCUUCUUUUUGACUCCACUCUUGUCAGUGCAAUUUUGCUUCUCAUUUUGAAAUCUGGGCUGUAGUGCUCCUGCUUUAUUUCUACCUCAGUUUUGUUACAUUUCUCUUGGAAAGUAAAGUAGAAAAUUGGAAGUGGACACACACACUGCAGUGUAGCUUGCCAAACAUGUUGCUUUGUUUUCUUCCGUCUUUCGCCAUAAAUCUAGUUUCCAAAAACAUCAGCAUUUAUGCUUACUUCCACUUCAGUUUACCAGCCCCACCCCCACCCAUGACAUAAGUGGCAUUUUUCUUAAUUUUCUGUUUCUCUCCUGCUCUCUGUCAAGUUGUUCUUUGUAUCCUUUAAUGCUUUAUGUGCAACCUUUCAUUGAUAGUGGGCUGAUGUUUGGCAAUGCUUCUGAACAGUCACAAUGCAGGCUGUAGCUUUCCACAGCCACUGCCCAUGCAUAAGCAGAACAGCCUGGCCUUUUGAAUGUAUUUUCCUGGGUUUUUUCCCCUUUUCUUUUUUUAGUUUAGAGUUGCAGUAACAAAACUGUUGCAAAGCACUGGCAUUUUAUGUAUUCAAUAAAUAAGUGAUGUAAUUUUUUAAAAAAAUUUAAAUAAAUGCAAUGAGAAGCCCCAA
Piliocolobus tephrosceles (Ugandan red Colobus) is the source of this 4554-nucleotide messenger RNA. RefSeq names its product fidgetin, microtubule severing factor (gene FIGN). The record is from RefSeq and is a predicted model, not a curated record. The transcript is spliced from 3 exons. Bases 321 to 2600 code for a protein of 759 amino acids. Gene Ontology annotation, molecular function: ATP hydrolysis activity; ATP binding; microtubule severing ATPase activity. Lineage: Eukaryota; Metazoa; Chordata; Mammalia; Primates; Cercopithecidae.